UGCCCAUAAAUUAGUAAGCUGUAUAAAUUCAGCAUAUCCUUAUACUUAUUAAAUUUGGUUAGUGGAACAUGCCACAUGUGACUGUUUUGGUAAAUCAUAAAAGCAAUAAGCACUGAAGUGCCGGUGAAGAAAGGGACAGAUCAACAGCCAUAGCAUCUUUUCAAAGAGGAGUUAUCGUGGAUAAACAACAUGAAUUUUUACAAUUUGAAGUCAGACAUGUUUAUUAAACAUAAGGAUACACCGAAUUUACACAGAUUAUUAACUUCUGGGCAUCACAAAAUACCUCUCAAUAAUAUGACUAAACUGCUUACCAAAAUGUGGGGGUAAAUAAACAUCUCUAUAGUACUGAAGAGCCAGCCUCUGGACAAAUGUUUCACUUGUCAUCUGAAGCCCUGACGAGAUGCUGACCGUUUUACGAAGUGCAUCCUGGAAGUGAAUCAUUUCGCCAGUUCCACAGCUCAGCAGCUGCAACAUCUUUUAAGAGGUGAUAUUGUGGAUAAACAAGCUAACAACUGGCAGCUGGGUUGUCAUUAGAAGAUCUUGAAAACAACAUAAGAGAGGAAUAGUGCAGUCUUGAAAAUGCUCGAAGAGGAAGAAGACUUCAAUUUAAGUAGUUCUGAAAUGGGACAAAAAACAAUAGAUGAAGGAGACAGAACAGGAAAAGAAUUUGAGGAGCAAACUACAGAUGCUUUAACUUCAGCUAGUAUGACAGCAGCAGCAGAUUCCUCUGAUGGACACCCAAAUACAGACCAGCAAAGUCCAAAACACAGACGAGGACGUCCCAAAAAAAAUCACGACAUCAAGAAUCAACCAUUUAUGAGGGGGGAAUUUAGUAUUGUUAAUGUGUCCUUGACUAACUCUCCACAGAGGCAACACACAGAUUCUGAAAGGACAUUAGCAAAUAAAAGCUCUUCUGAACAACCUUUGAAAGGAACUGCUGACCAAGAUCAAAAACAUAGGAAUACGUUUUCAUCCUCAUUUACCUCUGCAAAUGAGCAGCCGGUCACUUCACAGAGUAGAGAAAUUGCAGUCAUCAUUCAAAAUAAUUGUUCUCCUGUUUCAGAUAUGAUUCAUCAUGUUCCUGUGUCGGACACUGAACGUCAGUAUGAAUUAAGUCUAGAAGAGCAGAUGAACAAUGAUGGCCACUCUGAAGGGGAAGAACAAGGCACAGCCCAGUCUUUAUCCAGUAUGACUGAUCUGACUUGUAAAGAAAUGGUAAAAUGCAAGAACUCGCCUGCACUUUAUCAUUAUACAGUGGCAUUCAACAAAUCUAGCACAACCUUGGACAAAGGAGAUAAAAAAGAUAAGCAGGACACCCAAAUUGCAGAGCUGACACAAUUAGGAAAUUCUGUUUGUGUUUUCUCAACUGAUGCUAAAUCUACUGAACUGACAGAUCAAGAAGAACUAAAAUUGGACACACUUCAGGAAGUUCCUAAUGUGGAAAACACUGGUGGUUGCUCUCUGCCAGAUGAGUUGAAAUGCCUUGAUCCUAAUUUUACCAUACAAAAGUCAGCGUAUGAGAAAACAUUUCAACCUGUAGAGGAAGUAGUAAAAGAACAAAUGAAUAGAGGAAUGUCACCUGAAUCUGAGGUUAAACAUAGACGGAAAGUUGGUCGCCCACCAAAGAGAAAAAGAAUUGUGAAAACACAAGUUUUGAAAAAGGUUAAUCAACCUCUUCACCUUGACUCUGUGCAGUGUUUCCAUGGAAAUAGUGAUAUUGAAACUUUUGACAAAUCCAAAAUGAAUGUUAAGCCCCUUGAAAUUAUCGAAAAGGAAGCUGCUCUCAAGCCAAAACCAACUGGAUUAUCAAAUUUUGAUGCUUGUCAAAUUCAAACCUAUAAAACAUCUGUUAAAAAUGAAGACUCUCAACAAAUUAUUUCUAUGAAUAUAAAGCCGCAAAGGAAGGUUGGACGACCAAGAAAGAAGUGCAUUACAGGGGUUGUCGAACAUAAUGGGUGUAAUGCCCUUGUGAAAGAAUCCAUAAAUUUUUCUCCCCAAACUUUACUUGGCAGAAAUAUUUUAGGUAAAGUUGGCAUUUGCAGUGAAGAGCAAAAUAAAAGCAACAAAGAACAACAAACACGAAAACCCCCUUUAGAAGUCUCAUCUCAGGAACCGUCUGUGAGGAGGGUAAGUGAAAAAAAUGCAGUGCAUAAGGAAAAGAUUAAUGCUUUAAUGACAAAUCCAAAUGAAAUUCAAGAAGUAAUUGGUAAAGAGAAGAAGGCAAGCACUGAAGGUUUGCAGGGUCUAAAGGACACAGAUGAAUUGAACCCAAAUGGACCCCUAUUUCAAAAACCAACACAAUGCAGUCAUCAGAAAAACACAUUAACAGAAAUGAAAAAAGGAAAAAAAGUGGUCCAGGAAUGUUUACCAUCACCUCAAAAUGUUUUUGAGCCACAAACCCAAAGUGCAUCAGAACAAGGAACUAAAAUUGUUCAUGUGGACAAAUCGAAACAGUUUUCAGAUCAAGGCAGACAAAGUAAAGAUAUGAAGAUUCAAGAUCUAACAGACAAUCUUGAAAUUCCACAACAAUGUCUCAUGUUGAGCCAAUCCACUGAUUUAAUUCAAGAAACACGAGGCAAUAUCAAGGAGGGAGUGAAAAAAGUGAACACAGCAUGUGAAGAGCUGGGGAAGGCAGGGAAAAUACUUACUGGAUUCAAGGCCAGUAGUGAAGCAGUAAAAUUUAAACGCAAAAUUGGUAGACCAUUAAAGAAGAAAACACUGAUUAAAAUGGCAAGACAGCUGGUCAUGGCACAAGAAGGAAGGGUAAAUAAAAUUAAUCUAAUUGGACACCCAGAUACUCCGAAUUCCUCCCAGAAUAUUACUUUGCAUCAUUCCAAAAAAAAUAAAGGUAAAAAAGAAAAGAAAAAAGCCUCAUGGCUCACCAGCCUCCCUGAAACUCAUUUGCGAAGGUACACUCGAGCAUGCAAAGUAGUUACAGAUUACACAAUCGAAAAACAUGAAAGUCAUCUUGGACACCGCACCAAUAAACCCAUUUUGACGCCUGAUCCACUUCUGUUUCCAGGCAGAACAACAAAACCAUCAAACCUGCGGAAAAUAGUCACCCCUGAAACUAAGACUGAACAACUGGCAGAACGCAAAUUCCUGGGAAGGAAAAGAAAGCAUCCUAAAAUAGACAUCAAAAUUGAAGAAACUUACCAUCCAGGCUUGUCAGAUUUUUCUUUAGAGAAUCCUGUUGCCUUACAGCAGUCUCUUUCAAAAACGAUAGUGUCUAAUUCAGUUCUUUCCACUGGGAAGAAUGCACUAAAUAUUUGGAACAAGCAAAGGAAAGCUAGAAAAAUUAAACCAGUAAUGGUUCAAAUGGAAAAUGUACUACCACACAGCACAGACAGUUAUGGUAACAUGAACAGAUGUCUUUCUGUUCCAGAGAACAUAUUAACUCCUGAACACGAGCCAAAGUGUAUACCAUGUAGCCCAAAUGUGACUUCAGACAUGAUUGAAAGAACUCAUAAUACUGUAAAUAUGAAAGGCCAGGGGGAAACUGAAAUGUCUCAGACAUCACAUUUUUCAGUUAACAGUAUGCCUGAAUUACAAGUUGAUACAUCCAACAAAUAUCUUCUUUCAUCUCAGGAUGCAGCAAAGACUGUUAAUGUUUCUCCUGUCAAAGUGCCUAGAAAACGGGGAAGACCUCGCAAAAAUCUCAUCAUUCUGGAUCAGGAAUCUGAAAAAGAGGUAAAAACACAAACUGAUACCAAUAGUUCAGUAGCAGAUCGAAGUCCCUCUCUAUCAAAAGUAUCCUGUUCAAAAUCACCAGAAAUGGGAGUGUCUUAUUUGGAUCUUUCAACAAAAUUGAGUCCAAAAAAACCUCAUAAAGUAGACAGACGUCGGAAGAGGUUCAGGAAUCAGAAAGCACUUCCAGGGUUGGAAAGCACAUUGGAUAAGCUUUUCGAAACAGUUACACAAACUACAGAUACUGAAAUAGAAGGUGUCCCCCAGAAACAUUCCAAAGGCUUAAAUGUGGAAUCAGUUCUGCAAAAUGCAAGAGAAACAAAAACUUGGCAAUUGUGCCAAGUUGAUACUAACUUAGUUUCCAUGGUUCAACAGCACAUUAAAUUUAACAGUGCGCAUGAAUUCAGAAAACAACGAAGAAAAGGAGUGGGCUCUCGGAAGAGACGCAAGAGGAAAAGGUCUUGGUGGGAUGAUCGUGGAAAAACUAAGUGUGAGCCUUUGGAAACAAACUUUGAGCUAAUGGUGAAAACCGAUGAAGAUAAAACAGUAAUUGAGAAAAUGAAGGAAAGUGUUACAGUUGAGAAAAUAUCAUCUAAACCACUUGACGAGUUUGCUAAUAUGAAUCACCCUGAAUUUCAUGCAGCAACUGAUUCAAUAACACAAACUCGGUUUGUGACUGAAGAACCUAAAACCGAUGGGGAAAUAUUAGCUGUGGUUCAAUCAGAUGCAAGGACCAAUAUAAAUGCUCAACAAGAAACAGAUUCUGGAAACAUACUGCAUGAAAAACAAGAUAAUUUCAACAUCCAUAAAAUGUUUACCAAGAAUCAAGUGUCAAUUGAAAUUGACAAAGGAAAUCAGAUACAAGUCAGCUGUUCAGGAAAUGAUGUAGGAAAAUCAUUGGAAGUCAUGACCCCAGAAUCAUACAAAAAAACAAUGGACAAACUGACAGCUGAAAUUACCCAAGGCAAAACCUCUUUAGACUCACACAGUGAAACUGAGGCAAUUGAUAUUAUGGAUUCAAAGACAGUGCAGUGUGAAGAAAUAGGGGCAUCUGAGGUAACCAUACCUGAGCCUGGAGAAAUAUCUGAGAACACCAGGAAAGAAGAUGAGCAGAUACCAAUUCAUGCAAUAGAACAGAGAGAAGGAGGUGCCCUGACCUUGACAUCCAUAAAAACAUUUAAGGGUAAUGACUCGGAUAUUCUUCAUUUAGUGUCUACAGAGUCUACCAUCCAAAUUCCUUUUGACUCAAAAUCUCUGGAAACUGUUAAUGAGAAGAACACUUCACAUGAACAUAUUUUGUCUAAUCUUUCUGAUGAGAAAGCAGCAAGAAAAGAUUUAUCCUCUCAUACCUUAUUUUCAAAUUUGUUCCAAAAUCAAAACACUGCAGAAGAAAAUUUAAAUCAACUUAAACAGAGUGAUCAAUAUCUUGAUGAAGAUAAAAGAAGCACAACCAUCCCUGAAGAUAAUGUUGCAGAAAAAAUAUUGGAGGAAGCGUCUCCAACUUCUAAUCCUACAAAACCCCGUGGACCAGGACGUCCACCCAAGUAUCAGGGAAGGAAACCUAUAGAAUGCCAUUAUUGUGGACGGUCAUUUCAUUAUAUCUCGUCUUACAUUAUCCAUCGUCGUAUCCAUACAGGUGAGAGGCCAUAUAACUGCCAGGAGUGUGGAAAGACAUUUGCUCAGCGUUCUAACCUGAAUACUCAUAGAAAGAUACAUAACAUGUCAGAAUCUUUGCAGUGUCCAUAUUGUGACAGCAGGUUUACUGAUAGGGAUAAACUCCUUGAGCAUUGCAAGACACACACAAAGGGCUCAGACAAAGCUGAUUUUAUUGAGAAAUUGGGACAAGAAGGCAUAUGUAUUGAAACACAGCAUAAAAGCAAUUCUGCAAGCUCUACCAUAACUCUGAAGGAUGCAAAACCCCAUGUAUGUGAAUUUUGUGGCAAAAGAUUUUGCUUUAUUUCAAUGCUGAAGAUCCACUUGCGUGUUCAUAGCAGAGAAAAACCAUACACUUGCAAAGUUUGCGGCAAGGCCUUCAGCCAGGCUUAUAGCUUGUAUGCGCAUGAGAAAAUACAUUGGUCAGUUAAGCCAUAUGUUUGUACUAUGUGUGGAAAGGGAUUUACACAGCUUGGAACACUGAAAACCCACCUUUGCCAACACAAAAGAGAAAACCAUGUGAAGAAGGUAAAGACCCCAAUAACUUUCCAGUGCCAUAUUUGUGAGAAAAGAUUUGGUCUCCGGCAUCAGUACAACCUUCACAUGCGUACACAUACUGAUGUUCAGUCUUGUACCUGUCUUGUGUGUGGCCAGAAAGUCUCUGACCUCAAUGUUCAUCGCCAGUCUUGCAUCAAAUUAGGUGGAGAGCACGCAUUAGCAGAGGAUGGAGGAACUAUUUCACCAGUUUGCCAAGUUUCAGAAAAAUCUCAAUAUCGGUAUAGUCAACAUUUUCAAUCCCAGCCCCUACAGCAUUCAGAGGUCAAAAACAACCAGUAUCAUCAGCCACAACCCCUUCAACCACAGUAUGAAGACUACCAGAAAACUCGGGCUGACAUAUCUUACCCUCAAGUACAAAACUAUAAACCGUUCCAUAUGAAAAAGGGGAGCCAUUCUUCACAAACUUACCCCAUAGUUAUAGAUUCAUCCACACGACAGACUGAAAUUUCUAACUUGGAAUACCUUCAACAGUACUCUCUUUCAAGGUACUGUUGCUUUCAGUUGCAACAUUGCGAUCAUAAAACUAAUCCCAGGAAAUAUUUAUGCCCACGCUGUGGCAGACUCUUUAGACAUUUGGGGCGACUUCGAGCUCACAUGCUAACCCAUAUUCGGGGACAGACCUACACAUGUGGACACUGUGGCAGAGUUUUGGAAAACUGGAACAAAUUCUGGUUGCAUCAGCGAGUUCAUAGACAACAGCAAGGACGUUUCUUUUGCUCCACGUGUGGUCAGGGUUUUCGCUUCACUGGAUUGUAUAAGCAGCAUUUGGAGGAACAUACAAAGCAACAAGCAAUUGGAUGUCCUCUCAGUCCUUAUACAAUUUCCCAUGAAGAAAGUUUAAAAACCCACCAGCGAGAGUGGCACAAUUCUUAUAAACCAUGUAGAUGUAGUAUUUGUGGAAAAGGUUUCCUCCAUCAGAGAAACUUAGAAAGACACCUUUUAAUUAAACACAGCACUCGCUCAUGUUCCUGUUCUCUUUGCAGUAUCUCCUUUUCUUACCCCAAUGAGCUACAGAUACACCUAAAGACUCAUGCAACCCCAAAUAACCAUGUUCCUGCAGUUUCAUCACAAUCUAUCUUGCUGCCCUACAGAUGCGCAGAAUGCAAAACAAGCUUCAGAACCCUAAACUUGCUAUUUUCCCAUCAGCUGUGUCACUCCUCGUCUAGCAAAACGAAGGCAUGGCACACUGGAAAAAUUGUUGGCCAACAACACCAAAAGCAGCUAAGUUAUAGAUGUAAACAUACAAUGGCACCUUUUGUUCGUCCUGAAAUUUCGUCUUUGAGCUCCCUUCAUACCAGGAGACGAAACUUCUAUUCCUGCAAAGAUAGAAUUUCAGUCCCAAUCACUAAUCACAUUUCCAGUACAAUUUGCCAACAAGACAGUUCUAACGUCAGUCACUCCAUUCCACCUGUACAUCUCCUUUCUCAAGAAGGAGGCAGUAAGAUAGGCAACCCUUCCAAUAUUCAACCCUUGGUUGAUGACACAUGUCUAACUCAGACUGUGCCGGCUUCCAUAGUUGUGCCAUUUUCUGAAACUCAAACUGAGCACUUCAAUUUUCAUACCCAAACUAGUACAUCCAUCCCACCAUCUACUCUUCAACAAAUAUCACAGGCCCAGAGGGAUUCCCAGAAAAAGCAAAUUCCUUAUGCCCCAAAACCCCUUCAUACUUAUGAGAUGUCCACCAGAAUUAUCCGUAGAGUCUUGUCAUCAUCUUUUGAUGAGAAUGAAGAGGAUGAUGAAGAUAGUUUUGACUGUGCAGAAUGUGGGGCGCAGUUUGGUGAUGUUCCAGGAUUAUACGAACAUUACUUACAGCAUGCCAGAGGAGAGGUGUAAGGAACCAAAUUGUUUGAAGAAAAAUGUUUAACAGAGGCCAUUAUAUUUAACUUUUGCUUAUUUUGAUAAUUUUUUUUUCUCUGUCCAUAGAGUUCUAUAAAUAUUUAUGUUCUUGGUACUUGUAAAUAUUCAGUUUAUUCUAAUGAGGGUGGAAGAUUACAGGUAUACCUCAAUGAGUGUGAGGAAAGAUUGGUCUUAAAAAUAUAAUUGCUAAUGACAGGGCUGAACAGCUGGUUUUGAUGGUUGCUCAAAUCCCAAAAUAUUGCAAGUAAACAUAGUCUGUAAUAUUGUAAUAUUCUGGUCAGAUUUAGUUUCUUGCCUUUGAACACUAUUAUUUAUAAAAUGUUUCCCCAUUGUUUUGAAUGAGAACCUAAUGUUAAAUGGUUUGGAUACAUUUUCACAUGUUAUCGCACUAUUUUCUUAAUGUAAUGUUAAUUUGUGGAUUAUGGACACUAAAAAUUUCCAAGCUGUUACAUACUUGGAAGGCAUUACUACGAGUUUUGCCCUGAAAAUGGGAAACAUGAUUUUGCAUUUAUUAAAAUUGUUUAAACUGUGAAGUUAGUGUGAAUUUCAGUAGUGCACUGUACAAAUUGCAUUCAUUGUGUUACAGUUUUUUCACUUUUGAAAUGUGAACUAAAAAUAUGUAUUGAUUUCCUGUUAUUGAGAUUUAAAAGAAAACAAAAAAAAUCAUUGUAAUAUAAUUGUAAAUAUUCUGUUUUUGUUUCACAGUUAGCUUCCUAAAAAAAACAACCAACACUCUCUUGUAACUGGCAUUAAAAUAUAAAAUGUUUGUUUUUCCCCUGAAUUCAGUUGCAGAUUUUACUUUUAAAUUUGCUUUGAAAAAACAGAACCAAAUUAACCAAAUUAAUUUCUUUUGUUUGAUCUUUUUUGUGUUAUUUUUAAGUGUGUUGCAUAGCAGAGAUUAAUGCAAUAGAGGUUAAAAGGUUUCUACAAAAUAUUAAAAAAGGUUAUUUUUUUGUAAUUCCUUGUAAAUGUCAUGUUCAAACAAAUCAAUAAAGAUAAACUUUUA
Molecule: messenger RNA, 8761 nt
Organism: Brienomyrus brachyistius
Lineage: Eukaryota; Metazoa; Chordata; Actinopteri; Osteoglossiformes; Mormyridae
Exons: 3
Coding region: 580-7731 (2383 amino acids)
Cellular component (GO): nucleus
Molecular function (GO): DNA binding
Source: RefSeq, a predicted model, not a curated record